GGUAUUACUAUUCCAAUAAUCCCCCGUUAUUUAAAGCAAAGGUGUUCCUCGUUUCUCCUUACAAUCGGCGCUGUACACUGACGCGCACGGAACAUACAAGGAACUAACAACCCACCACCACCACCGAGAAGCCUCAUUCAUCAUGCAGGCAGAAGUAGAGGCGUUUUACGCAGAGAACUUGACGGCCAACGCGCGCGCCGUCCUCGCCGCCGAAAGGGACCGUCUGCUCGCCUUCUGUGCAGACGUCCUCCAGGCGCACCCCGACUGCCCGGGCAUCGCCUUCGUCACGAGCGGCGGCACCACCGUCCCACUCGAGGUGAACGCCGUCCGCUUCAUCACAAACUUCAGCAGCGGCGGCCGUGGCGCCCACCUCGUCGAAGCGUUGGCGGAGCGGGGCUGGGCGUGUGUGCUGAUGCACCACCGCACCGCCGUCAUGCCCUUCCGACGUGUGCUCGACUCGAUGAGCGCUGCCGAGCUCUUCGACGUGAUGUCGCCCAACGCCUCUUCCACGGCAGCGGCCGACUCGCCCAAGGCGGCGGAGGCGCGACGGAUGGCGGAGUUGCACCAUCGCACAAGGAACCUGAUGCACUACAUCGCCUUUGAUACGGUGGUAGAGUAUAUUUACCUGCUGGAGGUGGUGUCGCGCACCCUCUGCGGUCCCGCCCUUCCCCGUGCACUGCAGCUGCGCCCCUGCCUCUUCUUCGCGGCCGCCGCGGUGUCGGACUACUACGUGCCGCUGCCGAAGAUGUCACGCGAGAAGAUCAGCGGCGGAGACGGCCUGACGUUGCAGCUGUCCAACGUGCCAAAGAUCCUGCUGCUGGUGCAUGACGAGUGGCUGCACCGCGGUGCCCCCGAUGCAAAGCAGCCGUUUGUCGUCACCUUUAAGCUGGAGACCUCCGAGGAGACGAUGAAGGCGAAGGCGAUCAAAAACCUGCACGCCUAUCACUGCGAUGCGGUGGUGGCGAACAUGCUGCAGAGCUACAAGGAACGGGUUCUCCUCUACACCCAGGGCGGCGACGACAGCGCGCCGGUGUUGGUGAAGCGGGAGGCUGACAAGUCGCUCGAAUCCGCGCUCUGUGACGUGCUCAUUCCCCGUAGUUAA
Leptomonas pyrrhocoris is the source of this 1102-nucleotide messenger RNA. RefSeq lists its product as hypothetical. The record is from RefSeq and is a predicted model, not a curated record. Gene Ontology annotation, molecular function: phosphopantothenate--cysteine ligase activity. The transcript has a single exon. Gene Ontology annotation, cellular component: nucleus; cytoplasm. The coding region runs from base 143 to 1102 and encodes 319 amino acids. Gene Ontology annotation, biological process: coenzyme A biosynthetic process. NCBI's taxonomy places the organism in Eukaryota, Euglenozoa, Kinetoplastea, Trypanosomatida, Trypanosomatidae.